AUGUUCUCUUUCUCCCCUCCUCAGUCUUCUUUCCAAUUUCCUGUCUUGACGCCGGAUUCAAAGGAAGGCGAAAACGAUAGCUUCUCUUUUACAUCUAUGGAUAUAGGCCAUCAAGGCUUCCGACCGGAUGCCCCAGAGAAAGCCAAUUUACGGAAGGCGACUACGACCUCCGACCUCCUACCAACUACCACUACAGUCAAUAGGCUUGCCCACAUGCAACCCAUUAAACAUGAAGAGGUCCAGCCUGGUGAGCAAGUCCAGUCACACUUGUUGCCUGUAACCCAGGAGAACAUGUCCACACUCGCUGCGGACGAGCAUGAGGGUGAAGGACGUGCUGAUACAAACCGACAUGUCCUCACCCAAAGCAACGUGCCGACAGAGCGGAAUCUUUUGACUCUAGGCGACAAGAGUGUGCCCACAACUUGCACGAACUGCUCCACUCAAAUAACUCCAUUGUGGCGGCGCAAUCCUGAGGGUCAACCUUUUUGCAAUGCCUGCGGCCUGUUCCUGAAGCUUCAUGGGGUCGCCAGACCGCUCUCGUUGAAGACAGAUGUCAUCAAGAAGUGA
Messenger RNA from Fusarium subglutinans, 567 nucleotides. Its product is annotated as GATA-binding other eukaryote. Gene Ontology annotation, biological process: positive regulation of transcription by RNA polymerase II; negative regulation of transcription by RNA polymerase II. Bases 1 to 567 code for a protein of 188 amino acids. Gene Ontology annotation, molecular function: RNA polymerase II cis-regulatory region sequence-specific DNA binding; zinc ion binding; DNA-binding transcription factor activity, RNA polymerase II-specific. The record is from RefSeq and is a predicted model, not a curated record. Lineage: Eukaryota; Fungi; Ascomycota; Sordariomycetes; Hypocreales; Nectriaceae. The transcript has a single exon.